AAAAUGUGCUGAUCAGCCAAUCUGCUGCUUGUGUCUGAGUCUCUGCGGGCUUUAUUCCCUCCAUCCCUCUUCCUCUCUUCCUCUCCUCUCUCCUCUCUCCUCUUCUUCCUCUCUCCUUCCGCCUCUCUCCUCCGCAGCGAUGCUCCCGCCGGGCCUGGCCGGCCGCGGCGCUCUGUCCUCGGGCUGGGACUAGAUCGGCGGGUCGGAGCGGGUCGGAGUCUUUCAAUCAUGGUGCAGAAAUCCCGGAACGGCGGGGUGUUCCCGGGAGCUCAGGCCGACCAGAAGAAGCUAAAGGUCGGCUUCGUGGGUCUGGAGGCUGGAGGGACGGAGUCCAGCAGGGACGGAGCUCUGCUGAUAGCAGGUGGGGAGGAGGGGCCUCGUCGGCAGCGCAGCAGCGUCUCCGGUGGAAAGAAACCUCCAAAGAGAAACGCCCUCUACAGACGGCUGCAGAACUUCCUGUACAACGUGUUAGAGAGACCGCGAGGAUGGGCCUUCAUCUACCACGCUUACGUGUUCCUGCUGGUGUUCUCCUGCCUCGUUCUGUCCGUGUUCUCCACCAUCAAAGAGUACGAGAAGAGCUCUGAGGAUGCGCUCUACAUCCUGGAAGUGGUGACCAUCGUGGUGUUCGGGGUGGAGUACAUGGUGAGGAUCUGGGCAGCUGGUUGUUGUUGUCGAUACCGAGGAUGGAGAGGACGACUCAAGUUCGCCAGAAAACCUUUCUGUGUCAUCGACAUCAUGGUGUUGAUAGCGUCGAUCUCAGUGUUGGCGGCGGGGACUCAGGGAAACGUCUUCGCCACCUCAGCCAUCAGGUCACUACGUUUCCUGCAGAUUCUCAGAAUGAUCCGGAUGGACCGCCGGGGAGGGACCUGGAAACUGCUCGGAUCAGUCGUCUACGCCCACAGCAAGGAGUUGAUCACUGCGUGGUACAUUGGCUUCCUGUGUCUCAUCCUCGCCAGUUUCCUCGUUUAUUUGGCAGAAAAAGAAGACAACGAGCAGUUUGAGACGUACGCAGACGCCCUCUGGUGGGGACUGAUCACCUUGACGACUAUUGGUUAUGGAGACAAGUUCCCCAUCACCUGGAACGGGCGCCUGCUGGCGGCCACCUUCACGUUAAUUGGAGUUUCAUUCUUCGCUCUGCCUGCUGGCAUCCUGGGCUCUGGGUUCGCCCUGAAGGUUCAGGAGCAGCACCGACAGAAGCACUUUGAGAAGAGAAGAAAUCCUGCAGCCGGACUCAUCCAGGCGGCGUGGAGAGUUUACGCCACCAAUCUGACCCGGACUGAUCUGACGUCAACAUGGGAUUAUUAUGAGAGGACCGUCUCCGUCCCCAUGUACAGGUUGAUUCCUCCACUCAAUCAGCUCGAUCUGCUGAGGAACCUCAAGAACAAAUCAGGACUGUCUUUCAGAAAAGACGUCCAGCCUGAACCGUCUCCCAGCAGUCAGAAGGUCAGCCUGAAGGAGAGGGUCUUCUCUUCCCCCCGGAGUUCAGGAACCAAAGGGAAAGGCUCUCCUCAGCAUGUUCCCACAGUCGUCCCUGGUGUUACCCCCUCCGUGGGUCCCAGUCCUGGUGUGGGUACCGCGGUUCCUGGGAGCAUGGCAGGUGUCCAGGCUCUGCGGCGGUCCCCCAGCAUGGAGCCGAGUCUAGAGGACAGUCCCAGUAAGGUACCAAAGAGCUGGAGCUUUGGGGAACGUAGCAGAACCAGACAGGCCUUCAGGAUCCGAGGAGCCGCUUCACGCCAGAACUCUGAAGUGCUGAUAGAGAUGCAGGAUGAAGAGUUCAGACAGAAGGGCUCCCCAGAUGCCAGCAUACCUGGCGAAGACCUGGUGGAUGACAACAAGAGCUGCCACUGUGAGUUCGUCCCCCAGGAUCUGACCCCGGGGAUUAAAGUGACCAUCAGAGCCAUCUGUAUCAUGCGUUUCAUGGUGUCUAAGAGGAAGUUUAAAGAGAGUCUUCGUCCCUAUGAUGUCAUGGACGUGAUCGAGCAGUACUCAGCCGGACACCUGGACAUGCUGGCCCGAAUCAAGAACCUCCAGUCCAGGGUGGAUCAGAUAGUUGGCAGAGGAACACCAAUUGCAGACAAGGACCGUCCCAAAGCGGCCAAUGAGGAGCUUCCUGAAGACCCGAGCAUGAUGGGAAGACUGGGGAAGGUGGAGAAGCAGGUCCUGUCCAUGGAGAGGAAGUUAGACUUCCUUGUCAACAUCUAUAUCCAGCGGAUGGGGAUCCCACAGGCUGAGACCGAUGCCUACUUUGGAUCCAAGGAGCCUGACCCGGCACCGCCUUACCACAGUCCAGUAGACCAGCUGGAGAAGAGCCAGUCCAUCUCCAAGAUCAUGCAGGUUUUGCCCGGUGAACCUGUUGAGAAGAGUCGUACCGGGACGAAGAUGGUCCGCUCCAGCAGCUCCACCGGACACAGGAACUACAACACCCCCACCUGCCCGCCCUCCACUUCCUGGCAGCCAAUCAGCUCUCAGCUCUGCCAGCCGGUCCCACAUCCUCAGCGUAGCCACGGUAACACUCCCAGUCCAGUAGGGGACGGGUCUCUGGUCCGACUCCCUCCACCCCCGGCCGGAGAGAGGCACGGCGGGAACCGCUCAAACCGCCACAGCACCGGAGACCGAGGGGGGUCCGAGAAGGGAGGAGAGGGGGCCAACGGGACCGCCGGAGGAGGAGGGGAGGAGGCGAAGCCGGACAGUGAGACCUCCAUCUCCAUCCCUUCGGUGGACCACGAGGAGCUGGAGCGCUCCUUCAGCGGGUUCUCCAUCUCUCAGUCCAGAGAGAACCUGGACUUCCUCAACAACGGCUUCUACUCCACCUCCGCCAACCUGGGGGAGCACCGGGGAGGAGGCGCCGCCCGCUGUGCCACCGUCAGGCCCUACAUCGCUCAGGGGGAGUCGGACUCCGACUCAGAGCUCUGUGCUCCCUCCCCACACACGGACCGGGCCUGGACCGGAACCCAGUAGAGUCAGGGAGACCAGGACCAGCAGAACUUUGAAAUGAUAAUCAGAGAGGGGGGAGAGACAAUGAGACCGAGGUCAGAGGUCAAAGAUUUAAACACCAGCUGGGAAUCAUGGGAACUUUAAAGGGCACACGGCACUGGAGCAUCAUGGGAACUGUGAAGGGCACUGGAGCAUCAUGGGAACUGUGAAGGGCACACAGCACUGGAGCAUCAUGGGAACUGUGAAGGGCGCUGCAGGAAGUCUCGGUGGUUUCUGUGAAUGUUUCUCUGUACAGCGAAUGUUUGUGGUCACUCUUCACUGCUGGUACAUCCUCACGCUGACUCAUUACUGGUGGUCAAACAGAUCACAGCAGGUCCAGGGUCUGGAUGGAACACCCCCCCCCCCACACACACACACACACACACACACUAAAGCCAUAAAAAGUUUCUGACUUUCUUUCCUCAGAGAAAACAAUUGUAAAAAAGAAUAAAAACCGAGCUCAGUGUCCCUAACCCUCCUGUAGUCCCAUCACUAAUGAACAUUUAACCCCACAGACUAAGAGACGACCCAAACGCUGAUCCUGUGAUCCGUUUCACUGCUGAUGUUUGUUGUUUUGAUGGUUUCAGACGCUCCUACAUCCACCACAGCUGUUUACAUUUAUUCAGUAUGUUUAUAAACAACACAAAGCAUCAUGGGAUAUUCACAUAUGCAAUGCAGACUUCUCUUCUGUGGUCCAGAACCAGAAUCAUCCUGAUCUUCUAGAACAGUGGUUCUCAACCUGGGGGUCAGGACCCCCAUGGGGGUCAGGAGACACUGAGAGGGGGUCUCCAGAUGUCCUAAAACACUAAGAAUGUUUUUUUAAUUACACUGU
Cheilinus undulatus (humphead wrasse) is the source of this 3805-nucleotide messenger RNA. RefSeq names its product potassium voltage-gated channel subfamily KQT member 2-like. The transcript has 19 exons. The record is from RefSeq and is a predicted model, not a curated record. Gene Ontology annotation, biological process: transmembrane transport; potassium ion transport. NCBI's taxonomy places the organism in Eukaryota, Metazoa, Chordata, Actinopteri, Labriformes, Labridae. Bases 229 to 2958 code for a protein of 909 amino acids. Gene Ontology annotation, cellular component: membrane. Gene Ontology annotation, molecular function: voltage-gated potassium channel activity.